This is a messenger RNA of Bipolaris sorokiniana ND90Pr, 2377 nucleotides long. RefSeq lists its product as uncharacterized. NCBI's taxonomy places the organism in Eukaryota, Fungi, Ascomycota, Dothideomycetes, Pleosporales, Pleosporaceae. The record is from RefSeq and is a predicted model, not a curated record. The coding region runs from base 250 to 2004 and encodes 584 amino acids. Gene Ontology annotation, cellular component: fungal-type vacuole membrane; TORC1 complex. The transcript has a single exon. Gene Ontology annotation, biological process: TOR signaling.
AUUGGAUCCGACGUGGCACGCUGCACGACGUCCCAACGCUCCCACGCACGUAAUUGAAUGUCCAUGGCCGCCCGCUAGACCAUCUCGGCCGCCAGCACGACGAACCUCUCCGCUGGCUGCUCCACUUUGUUGCUGCCACGCGCAGAGACAGCGACACACCAUUACAGCAGUAUAUGCACCACCGACGGCCCAACCGCAGCUGCGACUCCACUUGAAAGACAGGACGCAGCCGUACAGUCAGACGUGAGCAUGGCUUCCGACGACGAAUCUCAUUCGCGGUCCAAGAGGCCAACGCCAAUGACCAGACAGUCGUCGUCGCAGUCGCACAUUUCGCAGUCGCCGUCCGAGGGGGGCCACCAGCGGCCUACGCACCACAAAGCCCAGCGGCACCAUGUUGUUGGCCAGCGCGUACAGAGGAAUACAUCGUUUGGCAAGAAUCUCAACAAGCUCAGCAAGGCCGAGAAGCAGGCACAGCAGGCGCAGCAAGGGGCUGAACACGGUGGCCGACACCACCGUCGUUCGCAGUCUGGUAACUCUAUCUCUGCGCCCAGUAGCCCUCACUCGCGGCCGGGCUUCAAGCGCCAUGCAUCAUCUGGUGCUAUCGUGAGAGCAAACCAAGCACAGGUGCAGGCCAACCUACGUAGAAAUCACUCGAGCGGUAAUUUGCCGCCGCGACAAGGGCACAGCAAACACGGGCUCAAGUCCAAGGGCGAUCAUGCUGUGUCGAGGCGCGCACUCGCGACACCCAACCGAUCUCGCCAAUCAUCGCCCGAGCCAGGUGCAGGAGUGCAUUUCGACCUCGCCAACGAGGACGAGGAUGGCGACGAGGCCGGAUGGACGGAAGAGAGUGCAUCUCAGUCACCAACAACAACUCGAUCCAACACGCGCUCCAACUCGGUCAUACUCGACGCACAACACCGGGCGGCUGAGAUCAACAUGGAGAGAAAUAGGGGGGAGCCAUCGAAGCAAAUAAGCGCAAUCCGGGAACAGCCAACCCAAGCGGCUCAGGUAGUUGUCGACCGGACAAGCAGCAUCACACAAAUCAACGGAGGGAGCUCGUACCAGCACUCGAGGCCUCCGGAUGCUGACAUGAUUACUUCACGUCUACUCCAGCGCAGUGCCUCGCAUCAUGUUCCUCCCAAAACAACAUCGGUCGCGGCCACGGUAGUGUCGUCGUCGGACCGGCACAAUCUCCUUAGCCAUACGGCUGGAUCUGUGGGAUCGACGCUGGUGGACACAUCCGGGCGCGACCUAGUAUCACGGUUCAUGGACGGUGAUGGUUCAGCAGGAACACCACACGAGGGCGAGUACAUGGCCGGUCGCGGUGCCAAGGACGAGGACGAGGGAGGCGGAUUGGACAAGAUGAAAAGAAACAAGUCAAUGCCAAACUUUAGUGGCGGUACAGACACGCCGUCGAAGACGCCGCAGCGGUCAGGCACGACGACACCUACCAACCUGCCACCGUCACGGACUCAACAGAAGCUCAUGUUGCAGCGAGCAUCAUCCAACGUGGAGCCGCAGAAGCUGGUUCCUGUGACUCUUCCACGAACGGGCGGGCCGACGUACCUUCAGUCGAGCAUACAGUACAAUGCAAAUGGUGAGGGACGACUGGACCCACGGCUGCUGCAGCAGUUUAACCACGUUGCGGUCGAGUACAGCGUAGUGCGAAGAUACCGCAACCCGAUUGCAGAUGCGGUUGCGCGCAUCUCGCAAAUGCCAGGCAUGGCAGUCAAGAUGCGGGCGUGCAAGCAGCAGCAAAAGGCGAAUGGAAACGGAACGGGAGCAAACAGUCUGAGCACGAGUUUCAAUGAUGGGAUCACUGAAACGGAUGGAGCGGGAUCACGGAGAUCGCGAGUCAGCUUCGAGAAGGUGAGGAGCAGUCGAACAGAGGGCGAGUUUGAAGGGCGGCAGAGCUUCGAGAGCGAGCAAGCGCGCAGUCGAAACGAAGCCGAGGAAAUGUGUCGGCGACUGUGGGAAAGCGCCGAAGUGGUUGAAGCGGACUGAAGGAUGGGCUUGCGCCGCCGAUCACGCAUGCAUUGCCGAGUCGGGCAAGGGAAAGUGUUUGCAACUAUCGUGAGAAGGUUGCAGGGAAGAGUAUUGUUUGGACAGGUGCGUGCGCCCACAUUUCCCUGAGCUGAGCCGUUGUGUUUUGAGGGGGGCUUAAUAAAUGAGGGAGGGCUUCUGCUUGGGUGUUUGUUUGGCGACUGAAAGCAGGAUGGUGUGUGAUAUUGUUUUGACUAGGGGCGGGGAAUGACGGCCGCCCUAAAACUUGAUUGAUUCAGAGGUCAAGUUUCCAAAGUCCCAAGGCUAACUACUGGGCGGUGACAGACUACGAAUGAAGAGGCGCCCUAUACAAAUCAGAGUUUGAACCCUGAGG